This is a messenger RNA of Suillus fuscotomentosus, 891 nucleotides long. RefSeq lists its product as uncharacterized. The transcript is spliced from 13 exons. The record is from RefSeq and is a predicted model, not a curated record. Bases 1 to 891 code for a protein of 296 amino acids. NCBI's taxonomy places the organism in Eukaryota, Fungi, Basidiomycota, Agaricomycetes, Boletales, Suillaceae.
AUGCCAUGGGUCACUAGUACAUAUGCACUCAGCGUCGAUAGCGACAUUCUGGGUAAGCUUGUUCCGAUCUCUUCCCGUCCGCCGUUAAACUCGCUUAUCCAGACUUAUGAUUAUAUUUGUUCACUUCACGAAGAGUGGACGUUCCUGCAUCAGUCGCGCUGGACUAAGGCAAAAGUCCUUUAUAUCAUUGCGCGAUAUGUCCCCUUUCUAUUCGUCAUCACGGACAUAUUUCUGAAUUUCGCUCCGAAUGAGAACACCAGAAAAUGCAAAAUAUUGGUCUACAUCUACUCAAGUUUCGGAGUGAUAUCACUCGCUUGCUCUGAAUGCUUUUUUGUGCUCAGGACAUAUGCGCUUUGGAAUAGCAAUAAGAUCGUACUUGUAGCCAUGCUGUCCGCCCUUUUUGCUGUCAUGGUAUCGUUCAUCGGCAUUUGUUUUAGCGCGAUCGCUACUUCUUAUGUGACGACUAGCGCGAUCCCAGGUAUCACAGGCUGCUACCGGAGCUCAACCCGCGUCCAAUUCUUCUUACCAUUUCUUCUCUUGUUUAUCUUUCAACUGGGACUUGUCUCCUUGACGCUCAUACGUGUCGUCCAAACCUGGCGAACGUCCAAUAGCGAUAUUUACGCUGUUCUGGUGAAGCACAACAUAUUCUACUAUGCGUGCGGUCUAUUUCUCUCAGCUGUGAAUGUCCUUGCGCCAAUAAUUUUUUCUGAUGCUGUAUAUUACUCCCUCCUCGAAGAUUUGGAGGCCUUUGUCCUUGCGCUUCUCGCCACGCGCAUGCACCUCCAUCUCUGGCAUAUCGACCGUUACGUGUAUAGCCCCGAGAUCUUCACGUGUAUAUCCAUGUCCGAUAUGUCAUCUGCAUCUGCAGAUCGUACGGUCAUUACGGUGUGA